Molecule: messenger RNA, 417 nt
Organism: Cladophialophora yegresii CBS 114405
Lineage: Eukaryota; Fungi; Ascomycota; Eurotiomycetes; Chaetothyriales; Herpotrichiellaceae
Exons: 2
Coding region: 1-417 (138 amino acids)
Cellular component (GO): mitochondrial inner membrane peptidase complex
Source: RefSeq, a predicted model, not a curated record
AUGGCUCCGCCCGAACACGUCUUCCCGGUCUCGGACCUCGAGCACAAAGUCCACGGCCACACGAUCAACUACAAAGAGAGAUCACGCAAAUUGCCGCCGGGCUUCGAUCUGAAGCGCGACUGCGAAUUAAUGGAGCUCGUCCAGUACAGCUGCACGACGCCGAAUCAGCAAAUCGAACGGGCGCUGGCGAGUGGAAGUCGCACGCCUAGGAUGGAAUGUUUCCCCAUCGUGAGGCUAUUUCGCAAAUGCGUCAAAGGGGGCAAAGUCUUCCACGUCGAAACGACAGCUUGGGAAGGUCCACUGGCUUGGAAGCCGCCGCGCGCACAGGACGAGAAAGCGGUCGAAAAGGAAGCAUCGGACGAAUCGGACGCAUCUUCGACACCGACAUUGUGGACGUCAAUCUGGUCGAAGAAAUGA